Fusarium verticillioides 7600 is the source of this 123-nucleotide messenger RNA. RefSeq lists its product as hypothetical. The transcript has a single exon. The record is from RefSeq and is a predicted model, not a curated record. The coding region runs from base 1 to 123 and encodes 40 amino acids. NCBI's taxonomy places the organism in Eukaryota, Fungi, Ascomycota, Sordariomycetes, Hypocreales, Nectriaceae.
AUGAAUUGCAAAUCUGUCCACCAGCCCCCAUCUCGGCCGAAAGUCUUAGAAGCGCCAUCCACCAUUGGCUGCGCAAUUCGACCAGACGACAGUUCCAAUGGCGACUUGAAAAUAAACCACUAG